Messenger RNA from Dermatophagoides farinae (American house dust mite), 1104 nucleotides. RefSeq lists its product as uncharacterized. NCBI's taxonomy places the organism in Eukaryota, Metazoa, Arthropoda, Arachnida, Sarcoptiformes, Pyroglyphidae. The record is from RefSeq and is a predicted model, not a curated record.
ACAACAGGUGAAAAAAUGAGUUUAUUGAAAAAUUUUCUGAUCAAUCUAACAAAUUUUAAAGAUAAGAGACCGUCUCAAAUGUUUAGUAAUAGGAAACAAUUAGCAUUGACCAGCUUCUAUGGAGAUAAGGAGAUUGAUCAAUGUUCAACAUCUGCCGGUGGUGAUGAUCAAUAUUUAAAUAAGGACCAACAACAGAAAAAAAAGGAUAGAUCAAGAGAAAAUAUCCGUCUUAAUUGUCAUGAUUUGAAAAAUUCAUGGCUUGUUGAUACAGGCACGAUUGAUGAAGAGGAUGAUGAUGAUGAUAUGAGUGGACAACAAUCAAUCGAAGGACAAACACCGACAUGGAAUAACACCGAUAAGAUGGUCAACAGAAAUCAUAACCUUUUUCUUAAAUCAUGGGGCAAUUUUGUCAACCUUUAUGAUGAUCAAGGAAGGGAGAAAUUAUUCAUUCAUCGAGAUGAGCUACGAAACUAUAUAAUUUUGAACAAUUUCGAUAAUUGCCAUUCACCAUAUUCAUUAAUGGCAAGUCUAUUUCCGCGUGGAAAUUACCCGAAACCAUUGUAUUCUGGCACAGGAUCUAGUUGGCGUAUGCGAUAUAAUAUAUUCGCUAUGGGGGUAUUGAAUCCUGAUAAAUUGAUGAUCAAUGAUGAAGAUGUGAUUCAUCUUGGAGAACUUCAUCUCUAUUUCCAUAUUGAGCCAUGUCGUAAGGAGCCAAUCUAUCAGAAUUUAUGUUUUUUCUUCGAUCAAUCAUUGAUUCGUUUGUUACAUUCAAAUGAGCAACGAUGUACAUCAUCAUUACGGGAAUGUAUUGACCAUUUACGUCAAGAGCUAGCUGGCGCACUGUUUGUAGAGCAAAUUUUUUUCCCGAUUACUCGUGAUCGAUUUCAGUCGAUUUUGGGCAAAACUGUUGAUUAUUUUCAAUUAAGGCAACGUGAUCUUUAUGCUGCCAUUGAUUUGAUGAUAAGCCAACAACAGGAUAUUGAUUCAUUCAUUUUUCAACCAAAUUGUCAUCGAUAAAACAAAUCCUAUAUACAUUUUGAUUGAAAUAAAUUUUUUACUACAUCCCCCAGAUUGGAGUGAAAAUAUUUUAACCACAUUUUUCUU